This is a messenger RNA of Thecamonas trahens ATCC 50062, 2200 nucleotides long. RefSeq lists its product as uncharacterized. Gene Ontology annotation, cellular component: chromatin; nucleus. NCBI's taxonomy places the organism in Eukaryota, Apusomonadida, Apusomonadidae. Bases 76 to 2166 code for a protein of 696 amino acids. Gene Ontology annotation, biological process: regulation of DNA-templated transcription; chromatin remodeling. The record is from RefSeq and is a predicted model, not a curated record. The transcript has a single exon.
CCGCGACCGACCCGUAUCCCCCCCCCAUUUCCCCCUCCCCCCUGCCUUUGUUCCUGGGUAGUGUAACGACCAGGUAUGGUUGUUGUGACCAUGGAGCGACCGCAGGCCGUUCCACACGGCGGGGCAGCAGCCAUGGAGGUGACCAAGAGCCACCCGAGCUCGCCAGACAAGAACCAGCGCAAGCGCAAGCGAGCCGAGCCACAGCCUGCUGCCGGCGACGGCGAUGCGGGGCGUGGACCGCGGCCCGGUGGCGGAAAGGCGAACAAGCACCUGGCUGGGACCGAGCAGGGUGCAGUGCUUGCCGCCGAGGGCUCGACUCGGCGCAAGCGACGCAAGAAGGUCAAGUCGAAGGAGUUCAACAUGCAAGAGCCGCAAAAGACGCCGCAGCUGAGAUUCUGCUUUGAGCUCCUCCUCCGGCUCAUCAACCACAAGUUCUCUGCGCCGUUCCGGGCGCCGGUCGAUCCGGUGGCGCUCGGCCUUGACGAUUACUUUGACGUCAUCGACGAGCCGAUGGACCUCGGGUCGAUUCGGACCAAGAUCUCCAACCUCGGCUACAGCCACGAGUCGAGUUUUAUCCGCGAUGUCCGGCUGGUCUUUUCCAACUGCAUCCGGUACAACUCGCUCAACUCGGACGUCGGGUUUAUGGCCCAGGAGCUGUCAAAUCUGUUUGAGGACCAGCUGGCGCGCAUGCCAUGCCGCAAGUCGGGCAAUCGGUAUGUGCCCAAGGUUGUGACGGCGCGCAAGGGCGGUGCGGCGGCACCUGCGGCAGCCGCCGGACCCAAGGCAGCCGCUAGCAGCACCGCACCGCCUCCGACGGUCGCGUCCGCUCCCGCCGCCACAGCUCCGGCAGCUCGCGAGGCCGCCGAAGUCGCGGCUGUGACCCCGACCCGUCUCCGCCUGGACACGUCGCUGACAACAACGCGCGGGCGUGUUGCAUCAAAGCACACCUCGCCGCCAAGCACUCCGCUGCCGCGUGCAGUUAACCCGCUCUCGCCGCCCGACAGCAAGGCAAAGGCUGCGGCCGGCGGCAAGGGCAGUCGGGAGCCGGACGCACCCAGCGCCGCCCGCUCACUCGACCUCGACGUCACCGCCACUGUGGAUGAGGCGUCGAAAGCGAGCACGCACAAGGAGGUGGCCAAAGGGAAGGGCAGCAAGGGCAGCAAGGGCAGCAAGGGCAGCAAGGGCAGCAAGGGCAGCAAGGGCAGCAAGGGCAAGUCGAGCACAGGCAAGGGCAAGGCCAAGGGAAAGGACGCUACUGGCAGCGAGCAAGAUGCGGCCGAGGAAGGCGCAAGCGGCGAAAAGGCGGAGACGCCCAAGGCCGUGGCAGCGCCCGAGACCGCACCGGGCGACGCGGCUGCGUCGCCGAGCGUCCACGAGCGUCUGGACUGGCGCGACUGGGCCGAGCUGGCACAUCAGGCGCUGCUCGAGUAUCCGAGCCUCGCCUUUCAGGCAGGUACCAUCCUUGAGAUUAUCAACAGGGUUUCCGAGGUCGAGAUCGAGACCUCGGGCUCGCCGUCGGCGGAGCACGAGGCUAUCAAGCAGCUCACGCUUGCGCUGCUGAAGGAGAUUUCCGCGUCGGGUCGCAACGCGCGGUUUGUUCACGACUCGCGCAAUGGCCUCUUCCGGCUCAAUCCGCAUGUCGAGCACAUUCGCACAUCGCGGCUCCACGCAGAUGCCUGCGCAGUCUGCUCCGACAUUGGUGACCUCAUCUGCUGCGACUCGUGCCCGCGGGUGUACCACGCCGACUGCGUCGGCUCGCGCGCGCCGCCGAUCGACGCCGCCGUCUGGCACUGCCCCGAGUGCGACUUUCUAUCCGGUUUCCAGGCCCACCAGUUGGCCGGCCUGACCAUGGCGUCGCCGGCCUCGGCCGUCCCACUCGACCGCCUCGACUCGCACUCGAUGUCGCCCAUGUCGCCGAUGGACACGGCACCGUCAUACCCGGUCGGCUCGCCGCUCCACGUUCUCAACUCGGCCGCGGUCAACAUUGACGACGACGUCGUCGACGUCGACGACGACGUCAUUCCGGCAAUCAGCCUCGACAACUACGCGCACGUCCCUGCCCUCCCAUUCGCCGACAUCUCGGCGUUGUCGCCCUCGCCCUCGGCUUCGCGUAUGCUCCGCCGCUUCCAGCCGUUUGUGCCCUCACCGCCCGAAUGGUCACUGUGAUGCCAGCCCUUGAUGAAUUCAAUCACCAGAGCAA